AUGUUUGGAGCCAAGAUUGAUAUACAAACAGGUUCAUUUUGCCUUUUAUUUGGUGCUUAUGAAAGGAGAAGCAAAGAAUGUUUAAAUGAUAGUUACCUUGAUUCAAAUGGAUUAGGUAUUUUUAAAAUGCGAUCGCUAAAAUGGAGUCAGUCUAAGUUAAGAUGGCCAAGAAUCUGGAUGGUGAGUGAUCUUGCUACAUCGCUCAUGGUGACUAGAAAUUUAAUCCAAAACCACCACCUAAUUGUCCCUGCACGUGUCGAAAUGACUGAACCAAAAGAUGAGCCAGUAUUGAAAUGUUGA
Molecule: messenger RNA, 300 nt
Organism: Echinococcus granulosus
Lineage: Eukaryota; Metazoa; Platyhelminthes; Cestoda; Cyclophyllidea; Taeniidae
Exons: 2
Coding region: 1-300 (99 amino acids)
Source: RefSeq, a predicted model, not a curated record